AUGAAUAGUUUAAAGAGUCAUAUGAAAACACAUUCGGACUCUAAAACUCAUGUUUGUGAUGAAUGUGGUAAAGAGUUUAGUCGUCUUGGUAGUUUACAGAUUCACAUGAGAACACAUACCGGUGAACAACCUCAUGAAUGUGAGAAUCACAUUAGAACACACACAGGUGAUACAUCUUAUAACUGUGACGAAUGUGGUAGGGACUUUACUCGGAUGAAUAGUUUAAAGAGUCAUAUGAAAACACAUUCGGACUCUAAAACUCAUGUUUGUGAUGAAUGUGGUAAAGAGUUUAGUCGUCUUGGUAGUUUACAGAUUCACAUGAGAACACAUACCGGUGAACAACCUCAUGAAUGUGAGAAUCACAUUAGAACACACACAGGUGAUACAUCUUAUAACUGUGACGAAUGUGGUAGGGACUUUACUCGGAUGAAUAGUUUAAAGAGUCAUAUGAAAACACAUUCGGACUCUAAAACUCAUGUUUGUGAUGAAUGUGGUAAAGAGUUUAGUCGUCUUGGUAGUUUACAGAUUCACAUGAGAACACAUACCGGUGAACAACCUCAUGAAUGUGAGGUAUGCGGUAAAGGGUUUAGUCGUACUGAUUAUUUACAGAGGCACAUAAGAACACAUACAGGCGAACAACCUCAUGAAUGUGAUUUAUGUGGUAAAGGUUUUAGUGAGCGUCGUUAUUUUCAGAGUCACAUGAAGCAAUCAUAG
Messenger RNA from Mytilus trossulus (common blue mussel), 714 nucleotides. RefSeq names its product zinc finger protein 436-like. Gene Ontology annotation, molecular function: DNA-binding transcription factor activity, RNA polymerase II-specific; RNA polymerase II cis-regulatory region sequence-specific DNA binding. The record is from RefSeq and is a predicted model, not a curated record. Gene Ontology annotation, cellular component: chromatin; PcG protein complex; transcription regulator complex. The transcript has 3 exons. Gene Ontology annotation, biological process: regulation of transcription by RNA polymerase II. Bases 1 to 714 code for a protein of 237 amino acids. Lineage: Eukaryota; Metazoa; Mollusca; Bivalvia; Mytilida; Mytilidae.